CGCGGCCGGAUGUUUUGUGAUUAGAUAUUAUAUGAUUAAAAUUUAUUACUUCUAGAAUCAUUAAUGAAUUUGAAAAUAUAUCAAGGAUUAUUAAUGAUAUCUAUUAUUAGUUAGUGUCACCUAAACGCCACAGAAUGCGGUCAAGGAUAUUUAUCGUGGUCGUAUUACUGCUGUUCCUAUCUGCGGUAUGGUUCCUGGGCCACCUGUAUAGAGGGCUAGUGGCCCUAUAUGAGCAGUAUGGUGCACUCUCUGACACGGAAUACUCAUGGAUAUUCCGUUUGAUGUUGAAUUUCGUGGGCUACUCCACCAUCAUAUUGCCGGCCUACAUUCUGUACAAGUAUCUUGAAAAAACGAAUUAUUUUGACAAAAUAUCGACAAAAAACACAUGGCUCUCCCGUGUUCUGUUCGCUGUAUUCGGUGACCAGGAGCGUCUGCCGGACAGCGUGAAGGCUGUGGAGGAUGAGAGCAUCACCAAUGAGGGUGUGGAGCUGGCGUUCUGCUUCACCGGCCUCAUGGGGGCCUACCUCAUGUGGGGGCUGCUGCAGGAGAAGAUCAUGACGCAGGACUACACCCUCUCCGACGGUACCACGGUCCGCUUCACGGACUCGCAGUUCCUGGUGUUCGUGAACCGUCUGCUGGCGUGCUGCCUGGCGGUGUCGCGGCUGCUGGCGACGCGGCGGCCGCUGCUGCCAGCGCCGCUCAGCCGGUUCGCGCCCGCCGCGCUCACCAACGUCGUCAGCGCCUGGUGUCAGUACGAGGCGCUGAAGUACGUCAGCUUCCCUACGCAGGUGCUGUCAAAGUCAUGCAAGGUGAUCCCGGUGAUGAUAAUGGGCAAGAUCAUCUCGCGCAACAAGUACGAGUUGUACGAGUACGUCACCGCCGGCGCCAUCUCCGCCGGCAUGGCGCUGUUCAUGAUGACCAGCGGCGCCGGAUCAGGCAGCAGCACAACGACAGCAGCUGGCGCAGCGCUGCUCGCGUUGUACAUGUGCUGCGACAGCUUCACCAGUAGCUGGCAAGCGGCGCUGUUCGCCAGCCACCCUUCCCUCCGCCCCCUACAAAUGCUGGCAGCAGUCAACCUCUGCUCCUGCGCUCUGACAGCCCCUGCUGCCUUAAACACCAACAACCCUGCGUUAUACACACCACAAUUCAUAUUCGACUGCAUUUUACUAUCCAUCAGCUCUGCUGUCGGACAACUGUUAAUUUAUCGUACUAUAUCAAAAUUCGGUGCGGUGGUGUUCACUAUAAUAAUGACGUUGCGCCAGGCGGUGUCUAUACUGACGUCGUGCAUAGUGUACGGACACGCGGUGUCUAUAAUCGGCGCGGGUGGUAUCUCGUUGGUGCUCGGCGCGGUGCUCCUGCGGUUGUAUUGCCGCGCGAGACGCAAGCAGCAAAGAGCAAAGGCUGUCCGAACGUAAUCGACUUUAUGCGUAUGGUAGUAGGGUUUAAAUUUGAACGCGUUAUGUUGUGAGUUGUGACGUAUGUAUGUCACACCUAAAUUUUUUUUAAAUCAUUUAUUUAUCAAUAUAAAGUUACAAAAUCAAUGUUAUACGGCGUAAUAUAAGCUUAUACAAGUUUUACCAUGCGCCGUCCAGUCGUUGUUUCACAUAUCAAAAUAAAUAACGACCGUAUUUGUACAGAGUUAGGUUUUAAUUUGAACGCGUUAUGUUAAUGUUACGUAUGCAUGUUACAUAAAAGUUUACAGCGACCAGGCAAUAGUUUGGAAAACUGUCUUUUUCCUUAUUGACAAUGUCUGUAGAAUAUAAAAUUACAAAAGUUGUAUCUUAUUUAAGAAAGUGAUUACGCACAAAAUAUACAGAUAGGUAUGUAUUAUAAUGAUGUUGUCCUAAACGUCCUAAACGUCAGAUAGGUAAAUGUAUGUAAAAAUAGAGGCCUAUGUCCAGCAGUGGACGAAUAUAUCCUGAUAUGAUGAUGUCCUAAACGCCCGGACAUUUUCCUAUCUAUAUAGAAUAUAGUUGGAUAAACACCCAAAGUGCCCAAUAUACAUGGACAAUUA
Aricia agestis (brown argus) is the source of this 2014-nucleotide messenger RNA. RefSeq names its product adenosine 3'-phospho 5'-phosphosulfate transporter 1 (gene sll). Gene Ontology annotation, cellular component: Golgi membrane; endoplasmic reticulum membrane. Bases 135 to 1415 code for a protein of 426 amino acids. Gene Ontology annotation, biological process: transmembrane transport. The record is from RefSeq and is a predicted model, not a curated record. Lineage: Eukaryota; Metazoa; Arthropoda; Insecta; Lepidoptera; Lycaenidae. Gene Ontology annotation, molecular function: 3'-phosphoadenosine 5'-phosphosulfate transmembrane transporter activity. The transcript is spliced from 7 exons.